UUCUUGCAGAUUCAAGUUUAAAAUGUUUGCCUUAAUACCUACAAUAUUUUACUUUUAAUAAUAACCAAACGAUGAAAUAGGUAUGUGGAUAGGUUCAUAUUAGAAGGUCAGUCUACAAUGCAAAAGUGUGGAAAGAGUUAUCAAAAUCAGUUAUCAAGACAUGCAAGAUGAAAUUGGAGUUGGAAGUUCUCGCGUCAACAUCAAUCAAAAGGAAAAAGCCAUGGCCGAGUUUUGCCUGGCUUGGCGAGGAAAAUGAGAGUCUUUUCAUGAUGGACACACAUCGUCUGAGUGUGCUAUAUCUGCCAUCAGGAAAGACGAAAAAGAAGAUACCUAAGCUUCGAAAUGUCCUACAGGAGGCUGUCUCUCUGACACAUACCAAAAAUGGCCACUACCUAGUUGGCCUAUUACAAUGUGGAGAUCUUUUCCUGUGGUAUAAGGACAAAGACAUGCUGAAGAUGAUCCAUGGCAUGGCUAAUCUCAUGAUGACGGCAAAGCCAAGCGGAGGUGCUCGAGGACAAGGAACUAGAGGGACACAUAAACCAAAAGUGUUAAUGUCCGAAGAUGGGGCCAAUAUUUUGGUUGUGAUGGGCUUAUCUCGGGUAUUUCUCUGGCAAAUUGACCCUGGACAGAACAUGUUCGCGUCCAAAAAGGGGGAUGUCAAAGGAAGAUGGAGUCUUGUAGCAAUGCCGGAUGAUGUCCAAAUGCCUAUCCCUGAAUACAAGGAAGCCAGUGUUUCUGGUUCAUUCAUGGAGAAUAAGGUGCUUGGUCAGCUGUGCAUGGUGUCUUUUGUAUUCAAUGUGGAGCAGUCUUUGGUUGUUACCACUCUCACUGUGAUGAAGACGGAUGGACAGUGUGCACUCGUUCAAAGUGGCCCUGGGUAUGCUGCUACAUGGACAUCCAUCCAGUACCCACUUGCUUCCAUCACCCCCAACUGUCAAUCCGUCCGCUCAAGGGGUAGCUACCUGUGCUGCUAUGCUAAUCAGAAUCCAAUAUUAGCCGUAGCUGUCAAUCAAAAACGUCCGUCCGACACUAGAAUGCUGUUUGUCUCCCCAUUGAAUGAUACCAUUGUUGUUAGUGAUCUCAAGGGCUGCGGUCAGAAAGACGUGAAGAAAUAUGGAAGGUCAUAUUGGCUAGCAGACCUGAAAUGGACCUCAGACGAUCUGUUUGUGGCUUGCAUCUCCAAAAAUGGCUCCCUCUGCAUCCUGACGAGACUGGGAGAACCUGUCCACAUUCAGACACAUGGCUGUUCUGUUGAACUUGGCCCAGCCCCCUAUCUGCCUCUUCAUCCUCUCAUAACUGUCAGAUCUCAAGAAAAUGUCCAUCCAGAUGAUCCCAACUCACCUCAUCUCAGCUCAAUGGUGUCAGAACUCGACCUCAUGAAACAGCGCUACUCGUUGGCCGUCCAUCCACGCUUUCCCAUCAUCCUUUGCUCAGAUGGCUACCUUGUCUCCGUCAUCUCUUUCCCCGAUCACAUACACAGCCUGCGCGUAAUAAAAGAGUUGGUCGUCGAUGCGAAUAAUUUUCUCGGGAAGAUAAGACAACGCAAGAACAUCGAUAUUUCCCUGAUUGAUACGUUGAAGUUCAGCGACAUACCCGGCGAAGACGGCCCAAACACACCACAACAAGAAGCUGUAGCCAAACAUUUACCGUUCUUCGGCAGCACAUUAUCAUUGCAACAGAGCACAAAGUCUUUCAGAUUCGAGGAUUACGAAGAUCGAUUGAAUGACACCGUCGAUAGCGAUGGUGGAGAAACAUCCGGUUUCGGACACGCUGGGCAGUUUGGCGUGAUGGAUGCAAACGCUGGGAAGAUUGUCUUCGGUGAUAGUGAUCUGUCGAUGUCCAAGUGCAUGAUGCCACGGGAUGAUGAGGAGACUGAUGAAAACCUGAUGAUCUGGACCUACAACUCCCUCUGUGCGGCUUGGGGAAUAAGCGUCUCGAGCACAGAGAUCUGGACCGUCGAGAUGGAGAUUUUGACAUCCUAUGUCGUACACCUCAUGGUCAAGAUGUUCAAGAUCAUCCUGCAUCAGACCACGUACGGGAUAUCCGCUGAUUCUCUCCGUGGGGAGCGCCAGGCUCUCUUCCCCCAAGGUGUCAACACCGUCCUCAAUAUCUACCGGACUCUUCUCUCCAUGUGCCAUUUCGAUGCCGUCCAGCAGAACGUCCUGCCAAUGAUGAUGCGUUUUCUGUACGGAACAAUGGACGUCCUGUUGAAAACGCGCGAUCCAAAUAAUGAAACGGUUCGCACUGACGUUCUCAAUGCCUGUGCUGCCUUGUUGACUUACAUGGAGAAGGAUUACAAUCAAAUCUAUGCCCUCUCUCCCAGAGGAAAGGACAGCGGGCUCACUGCUAGACGGUUCCCUGUCCCCAGGCAGGAUCAAUAUGAGCCUCAGGUACUGAGCCAUGACGACUGCAAUAUGACACUGAAGAGGAUUGUUGGCAAGGCUGGGAUGAGGAUAUUAUCCAAAAGAUUUGGCAAGCCUUGGUAUCGUCUGUAUCGCCACGUCACCAAAUACUACCGGACUCUGCAGAUGAUUGACGCAGCAGACGACGUGAUGAUGUCUGCCAGGCGUCUGCUCUGUCGCACUGAGAGGAAACUUCACCAGUUGAAGUACAACAUUCCCACUCCUGUCUCUUGGAAACCGAAUCGAGGAGAUGACCUGUACCUAGAUGGAUACUGGAAUUUGGCAGUGCAGAUGUGGAAAGAAAAAAUCACAGAAUACCCAGUGUCCAAGCUGCAGAGUAAGAAAGCUAGUCGACUCCUCCACGCCAUCUUGUACACCUCCAUCCAAUCGGGAGACCUCCAGUUUGCCCUCGAUAUGGCGGAUACCCUUCUCCACAGCAUACCCGACAAUCAAGACCCCAAGCUGUGGGAUGACAGUGAACGGGCAUUCCUGUCCAUGUUCUUUGAGGUGCCCGGGGAACAGGAGGGUUCCUUAUUCCUACCCAGCACGGAAUAUGGCGGUGCGAGAGAACUCGUUCAAACGAUGGGCAGAUUCAUGGCUGCUUACUUCAGUAACCACAGCCUAUACGUCCAUCCACCGCAUGCACCCAAAAAGCUGCCCCCACUCUAUUCAGACAUUCCUAUCACUGAUCGUAUCAUUCCCGUGUACCAUGAAUCCAUUGCUGCCGUGGUUCGUCAGGAUGGAUUGGGCAACGCGUGGAGUAUGGAUCGCACAAUGGAGUACCUGCUCAUGUCGGGCCUCCUCCCUGAAGCGGUGUGGUUUGCAAACAAGAUGGGAGACUGGAAGUCGGCAUUCCUGUUGGCUGUGGCGUGCGUGGAUCAUCAGAGGAUUGCUGAGGAGAAGAAUCUCAAGCCCAAGAAAAGUCUCAACCUCCCGAGUAACCUGACACCACAGGCGAUACUUCAGUCGAAACUGGAAGCGCUUCUUCAAGUGGAGAAACCCGAGGUGUCUAGAAAUGGAACCAACAAUAUUGGUGCAAGACUCCUGAAGAGGAGAGCUUCCGUCGGAUCCCUUCCCGAUGAAGAUCACACCAAUAUAGAGCAGAUGACCAAGUCCAUUCGUGAGAUUCUGACUGCCGCCACCAUCAGUCAGGCUGACACCACCUCCUGGCUGCUCCAGGGCCUCGUGGGCAAGCUCAAAGAAUUGGUCAAGACUUUCCCAGCCCUUGUACCACAAGGCUUCUACCUCCCGGCUCCACCGUUGUACUGCCCACAACCGACAACUACAUUUCAGGAACACUCAACCAGUGAUGUCGAGAAUGAACAGGGCUUGAGGAUGCAAGUGGCAUCGGUGGUGCAGCUCAUCCUGUUGGUGUUGAACGCUUCGGAUACGACUUUGCCUGCUGUCAGAUGGUAUAUCCACCAACUUGACAAGAUACAGUCGAAAGGAGAGCCUUUCAGGAACCUUGCGACGAGUUCAGUCAAAGAUCUUGAUGAACUUCUGGGGACGUUUGGUGACAACUCCAUCCUCGAGCCCCACCUGACCAACCCAGCCAUCCAGAAUGUUCUCUCCGCAUUCCGUGACUUGUGUACGGUUCUGUGGUUCGUCCACUCGCGUGACAAGAUGUCCACAUCUCUGAGGAAGAAGGCAGCAGUUCUCAAGAGUACCGAUUAUCUCGAGGGUUCUGAGCAGGGUCUAGAGGAGGACCAGUGGCUGCGUAACUGCUACAGCACCCUCCAGUGGUCCAUUCAGAUGAUACCAUUCACCCGCUUCAUCAAUAGCGAAGCGGAGGUGUACGAAACCGUCCUCUCGCAGCUGAUCGAGUUUCCGGCCAAUCAAGAAAGUGCCGACAUCAUGGUGGAGUACUUUCAUGAUGAGGAUAGUCUAGAUGGCGUCGUCCAGGAGAAAUUUGUUAGGAUUCGGAAGGAGUGGCAACGUAUCUUCUUGGGCGAGAAAGAAGAAUCAAGUGAAACGUCGUCAUCCCAAGUCUCCACUGAUGACAAACUGGCCCGCCUCUCCAAACAACCCGUCAAGGCCCGACGCGGCAAAACUCUGUCCUCCUACUUCCACCAGCAAUGCCAGCGAAUCCCAAAACUCUACAAGAGCCGCGCGAAAGCUUUCGGCCACAUCGAACCUUUUGUCUUCGAUCCUAAAAAUCGGCCUCUGAAGGCUGAUAUCCUCCACAUCGGAUCCAGGCCGUUUGAGAUUGAAGGAUUGUAUCUGCAUUUCCUUGACACCAUGUUUACAGUUGCAUUUUCCAAACUUCAAGACGAGGAGCAUCAUCAUCGUGAGAAACCUGCUCAACCUCUACUGCCUCCGUUCUCAGAAGAGAUAUGCAACGCAGAGUUGAGUUCUUUGUCGUAUAGGAUUAUGACUAGUCUGCAACAGAACAAAAAUCUGAGCCUUUACAGCCCGAAGACGUCUCCCCACACUGGGGAGAAGGUGACGGGGACGCCACCCCCUUCACCGAGGAGGUCCCUUUUGAAGGAAUCGCCCAUGUCGACGCCUUCAUCUCCGAGAACACCGAGACCCAGGCUCUUGAUGCGCAGCCACAGCUACUCGGAGUUGAGACCAGCAGGAGAGAAGCCACCGCCAGUCAUGCCGAUCCUGAAAAAGAAGUCAGCCAGUCAAACCAGCUUGGACAAAAUUGGCCAAGAGAAGAAGAUUCAGCGGAGUGUCAGUUUCAGUCAGGAAGACAACACCUACUUUGGUCACUAUCGGUUGCAGAGGAGCAGCAGUGUGGCAAAUGUUAGAGUCUCUCAAGAAGCGGAGGAUACAUCACCAAGAAUCAACUUGAAGACUAAACGCAGCCUUAGUUUGUCCGAUCUCCGUCCAAAGAUCCCGAGUGCCCCCGAGGCCAGCCAAGCAGGAGCUCCAGCACUACCGAUGAGCGAGUUCCUUGGCUUUCAUGAUGAUCUGAGGGAGUUGUAUCCACACUUAGCUCAGCUGUUAGACUGGUUGAUGCGAUGGUCUAGCAAGCACCAUAAUCUCUCUGCUCUUGGUGUGACACUUGAAGGAGGGGUCGCUGUUACUGGCGCACCGCAACCGGCAAUGCGGGUGCGGUUACAGCCAUUUAUGGUGCUGUUAGGCAUCUGGCUCAUAGAUUAUAAAUACGAGGUGAACGGCAAACCGAAGUGGGAGCCACGGGUUGAUAAAGUACAAAGGGAACCAUUCCCACAUGAGUUAGAAUUAGAGUUGGGAAGCUUGGAUGCAGCGGUGGAGAAAAUUCAACAAGCAAGAGUAAUUGACACAAGUCCUGAGAAGAGGGAUAAGGGAUUCCAAAGCAAAGAGAAAAAGAAUUCUCCCGUUGACUACGUGCCAACUGAAGUCGGGGUAGAUGUGGUUGAGAAAGCGGAGAAGGCUGUGGAUGUCGCAGCUACACCACCGAGGCCAAAGCCAAGGUCAACGCAGUUUGUCAAGAAACUUACGUUCUCUGGUGCGGAGCUGCCUCACAAUCGGGUCAGCCAGAUAAGGUCAUCCAACAAGAUGAACGAGCGCCCUCCAAUUGAAAGAGCGAGUAGUGAAGAUCUGUUGAGCAGUACUCUAAACAUCAGUACCUUAACUAUUGACGAUCAACUUACGGGAGUUUCCCGUGAUAACUUCACAGAAAGGAAACCUCAGCCCCACAAAAAUGGGACAGCCAGCUUACUCUCCGAUGAUCUCAAUCCUGAUGCCAUUGAGGAGGAUGAGAUAAAAGCCUCAGAGGCUGUAUCGGCUGAGACUGGUGUCAACCCUGAUCACGUGGACCCCAGUGCAGGCCCAGCACCAACGGCAAACAUGCAGGACCUCGGACAACACUUGUCUGGGGUCAUUAGGUCUGAACUGCGAAGAAUCGUAGAGAUUCAGCAUCGCAGUGUCCUUGCCAUGUUGGGUGCGGUGGAUGGAGAUGGAACCAAUAUGGCCGCACUCCAGCCUGCAGCGUAUGGCAACCCAGAGUAUGGUGCGUCAAACAACAGAUACAACCCCCUGAUUCCUCAGACUGCUGCCACGCAGACUACGCUGACUUUAAAGGAGGCGGGGCAUGCGUCAGCUGGUACUAACACCCCAGUUAAAGAAAAACGGCACUACCAGAAUGAUGCCGAUCUGGUUUAUGACGCAACAGACUUCGAUGUGUCAACUGGGAGUCUCGUUACGGAAACUGCAGAUUCGGAAAAUGCCCAGCAGGAUAAAGCACACAGAAGUAGUAACUCUGCCCAGGGGAAGAAGAAGGUCCGGUCGACAGGAACAAACCCGGAGUCGUCCGGUAGUAGGGAGUCUGAGCGCAGAGUUGCUUUCGAUAUGCCAGAUGAUAAGACUCGGUUGCGGCGUGCAAAAAGGAGACAAAGGCAGGACCCACCAGUGAUACCCUCUGCUUUGCACGAGUUGAACUUUUUGUCAGUGAAUACAUCCCCUAUUCUGAACAACCCUCACCCGAGCCACCAAGGAGCAAAUGGAGGCCCAUUGCAGGACACUGAAUCAAGGAUGCCUUUACUUCAAUUGGAUAACAACCAACAACAUCAUAACCCAUUUAUGAGUAGUGCACAAAGUGCUAGGAAUCCGGAACCUAUAAAACUGCCAAAUAUUCCGUUCCAGUCAAAACAUGCGUGGGGGGAAGAUUCUCAAAUACGGGGAAGUGGUACUUACGAAAAUAUUCCAAACUUUGUGAACCGUUAUAACGUGCCAACUCGUAAUGAAGCGCCAGUCAAAGAUGACUUGAACCCAUUCGGAAUGCCUCUGUUACACAUUGAAUACGACAGAGUGCCGGUGUUAGUGGCGCCACCUUUUGAGCCGAUGAACCAGGUCGCGCACCAAAUGCAGGAUGAUCUGCUGAAGGAGUUCCAAGCUUGGCGAGAAUACGAACGAUUUGGCCACAAUCUCUUGCAUAUUGACUUCAAUCGACUUAGCGAUGAGGAAAAGAGAGCUCAGGCGGAGAAGAACGAAGCCAAAAGGAGAGAAAGGAGAAUCAGGAAGGCCAGCCAGUCAGAUUCUGAAGAGAAUAAUCAGAAGGGAACUCGUCCUAAACAAGUCAAUGCAGCUACAACACCAAGGUCGCCGACAAAGGUGAAACAUCCAGUCUCCACUCAGGUUACCCCGAGAGGAGCCGCAGACCAAGAGGUGCAGUAUAGUGGUAGUACUGGCACUGACGAGGGGGAGCAGAAACUCCAUGAUGGAUAUGCUUUAUCAAAAGGUAUCUUUGAUGAGUAUCUCUACUUGGACAAGUCCGGUGCCGAUGAUGAGGAAACCAGUGCCAAAGUACAGUAUGACGUAUUCGUUAAAGGCAAGGGAAAGCAUGUGGAUUUUGCCACCAACACAACUCCUAGGCCUGGGACCCCUGACCCUGUGAAACAAGCAAUCAUGAGUUACAUCAAGGAGAAGGCAGGAGAGGGAACGAAUAUCCUGGCACCAGAUAUCAUCUUUGGACUCCGUUACGGACAAUCUCAGCCUUCCUCUGGUGCUGCCCCCUCAGUGAAGAGUGGCGACAGUCCAGGGAGAUCCUAUAUCAAUGUCGUAGAGAUCGAUCGAGGGUAUGCCGACGAUAUUGUCUCGUCAAUGCCCGAUAAGAAAGGGGGUAAGACACAGCAGGAACGGAGAUCGUUGUCACCCGUUGUACCGAGGCCACCGUGGGAAACCAAGGCAGAAAGAAGAGGUGUGAGUCCUGACCGACCGAGUGUGGAUGAGUUAUCAUCAAGGAAACUUGGACCUGACCGGACGACGGUAAAGAUGUUUGAGGAAACGCCUGCUGAAGCUGAAGCUAAGAAAUUUGCCAGCAAGAUCCUUUCGGGUCGUGUUGCUCGGAGCAAGUCCAAGCAAGCAGUGAUGAGAAAACUGCAGGAGAUGAACAUACAGCUAAACGCCGUUGACCAGAUCGCUCAGAAUGUUGAUGACGAAUUUAACGAUGCAAAAAUGUUGAUGAAUACGAUCGAGAACCUGGCGGGCAGCAUGCAGCCGCUGUAUCCACAAUCAAAGGCAGCGUACGGAGAUGAAGAGAGUUCGCCCGACAGCAUUAACAAGCCGAUGAGAUCGGAAAGCCCGGACAGAAGAAGUCCUCAGGACCGCCCACUUUCAGAAGCGGACCAACUCCGUAUCUCCGGUCUCAGUGGUGUGAGCGACAUCAUAGGAGAAUACGUGGCCAAGGGUGAAAUUGACUACAGAGCUGCCGGGUUAUCUGCAAAAGAUGCUGAGAAGAUUUCCAAGAGAGCAAGAUUCACUCCUCGAGAAGAAUGGGAGAACGUUCACCUCAGCCAGGAGAAGCUGCAGGAGAUCUUCUCGUCAAGGAGAUUCCCCCCUGUCAGUAAAGAUGCUGAGGAGAAGAAGAAGCUGCAUGAGUGGAUGGCAAAGAAGCGGGUGGAGAGGUUACAGGAGUACAAAGAUAAGAGGCAGAGAUUGAAGGAAGAGGAGGUUUCACCUUUUAAACCCACUGGCGACAGUGUGGAUUUGGGUACCGGAACGUUUAAAGAGAUUAAAGAUGUGCAGGGCAAAAAGGAGACCGUACGCAAACUGAUGGAGCAUGAGCACAUGACGAAACGUAUGGAGAUGGCGCAUGAUCUCAUGGCGGAUAUCGUCCAUGACAAACCAAAGCUACCCAAAGAACCAGAGCCCAAGCCAGCAUCGGUUCCAAAGCCAGCAGUGCAACAAGAGAAGAAGCCAUCAAAGUCAAUCCUGAGGAAGGUGAAUGAUCACGGAGCUCGCGUUGGUGAUUAUCGUGCAGGUGUGGAUUACGACUCCGACUGGCUAGGAUUUAGCGGUGAUCAGUUCAGAAAUGGCGUUGCCGCAAGUCACGAAUACAGAGAUAUGGCGAGGCCUGAAGUCACACACCAGUUCGUCCAUCACUUUGACCAAGAUGAUGCCUACUCGGAGCUGGAGACAUCGCGUAACUUGGCCAACUAUACACGCCAGAUAGAACACAUGGAUGAAAUGGACGAGCACGAAAAAGAUAUGCAGGUUGAGAGAGAAACACCGUUCAAAGCCUACAAGCCCAAACCUUUCACUCAAGUUGUUAAAAUGCAGCGGCCGGAAGUGACGAGGCAGAAACAACGAGGGAAACCGGUGUCCUAUCAGGAUCAGCUAGCGUCCAUGAAUAAGACGACAACGAUCAAAACUCACACUCCGAUGGAUCUGAAAGAAAAGGAACGCCUUUAUGGAACGAAGAGAGUGCCUGGUCACUAUCCCACUUACAAGCCCUCGGCUACAAGACAUGUGAAGACUUAUGCAGAAAGAUUACAAGAGAUGAAGACCCCAUCCACCGGGUAUCCUCUCACGCCUAAGUCAGGGAAGAAAUUGCCCGCCGACUACAUGGCUCAGAUUACCCGACGCGGAAUUCACACGGACACCACACAACCAAGGAGAGUGAAAGAACAGCCUAGGCCAGAAACUAGGCCUAAAGAAUCGCACACUCCACGGAUGGUGGUGUCUCGUAUCAGGACAAAGGCGCUGGCCCACCAACCCAAGACGUAUGGAGAACAGCUGAGAGAGAUUAACGCCAAUGCGCCAAGGUUUAGGAGAUCAAAAGAUGCCUACACUCCAAGGCAAACCAAUGUAUAUCGUUCACCGCCUCUCAAGAGUAUGGUCCGACGCCGGCCGUAUCAUGACCCAUAUACCAGCAUGGAGAGGGCGGAAUUACAAUCUGUACUGAGUGACUACAGGAUGGAGGAUGAUGUCAAGAGGCUGCUCUAUGAUAACGAUGAUGACAGCCUAGCGUUGGGUGCCGAGGCUAUCAUGUCGCCUGGGGACGACCGAAGCUAUACUGACCUGCCCUACACCAGCCUGGUCGACGUGCAACAAUUAGCCGACGCUAUUUCAGUCAGCGAGGGCAGCAUCAUGAGCGUCAUUGAUUGGGAUGCUGUUGAUCAGUUAAUUGCUGAUGUGCGAUAACUCAUAAAAUGAAUAGCGAGAUUUGAGAGUUUGUCCAUAAAAACCAUGACAAAUCAUUUUAAGGAAGUUGACUCCAUCAAGGAUGAUUAGGAAUGAUUGUGUGGGGCGACCAUGUGCAGUUGACUACACGGCACCAUAGUUGUCUAUCCUCUGCGAGUCAGAUCAAGUCUCUUGUCCUUUUACCUGUCCAUUCCUUAACUUUAAGGUACACAUGAUUUAGUAAUACUUAGUUUUCAAAAGUUUUUGUAGUUUGUUGAAAAAAUAUUUAUUGUUAUUGUCAAAAUUUGUCAUGAGAACAUGGGACUUGGAGAGAUUCAUGUUAUUUCAGUGAAUUAGAAGAAUAGACUGUAAGAAUGAUUCGAUAUGUAAGAAUAGACUGUAGUUUAUUAGUAAAGACUUUUAUACGUGUAAUAGAGAAUAAUAUAUUUUUUGAUAGGCAAA
Lineus longissimus is the source of this 10694-nucleotide messenger RNA. RefSeq lists its product as uncharacterized. The record is from RefSeq and is a predicted model, not a curated record. The transcript has 44 exons. The coding region runs from base 168 to 10253 and encodes 3361 amino acids. Gene Ontology annotation, molecular function: protein binding. Lineage: Eukaryota; Metazoa; Nemertea; Pilidiophora; Heteronemertea; Lineidae.